CGUAAGACGCCGAUUACGUCAGAGUCGUUUUGACAAGCAUGAGGCGCAUACUCAGUGCGAAAUUAUUAAAUCAUUUUAGUCUGCUGGGAAAAACUAGCCCCUCUCAGCACUGCCUGCCAGCGUGGAAACAAAACACGUUUGCUUUGAAUUUCUGCAGAAAAUCUACAACAGACGGAACCACCAUGGAUUUGAGCAACAUGAGGAAGAAGUACAAAGGAGACGCAGAGUGCUUUGAGGAGAGUCAGCUCGUGUCUUUUGACCCAAUCAAACAGUUUGGAAAUUGGUUUGAUGAAGCCACAAAGUGUCCUGAAAUUGGGGAGGCAAAUGCUAUGUGCCUUGCCACUGCCAACAGGGAUGGACGUCCAUCAGCUCGUAUGGUCCUCCUGAAAGGUUACAGUAAUGAAGGUUUCCGUUUCUUUUCCAACUACGAGAGCAGAAAAGGUACAGAAUUGGAGAGUAAUCCAAAUGCCUGCUUGGUCUUCUAUUGGGAGCCCCUUAACAGACAGAUUCGAAUUGAGGGCUCAGUGGAGCGGAUCCCCUUUCAGAGCUCCUGUGAUUACUUCCAUUCACGACCCAAGAGCAGCCAGAUCGGAGCUGUUGUGAGCAGACAGAGCACUCCAGUGCCCAACAGAGAUUAUCUACGGCAGAAGAAUGCAGAACUGGAGGAGAAGUACAAGGACAAGGAGGUUCCUAUGCCUGACUACUGGGGCGGUUACCUUGUAAAGCCUCACCUCAUAGAGUUCUGGCAAGGUCAAACCAAUAGACUUCACGACCGCAUUGUUUUCACUCGAAUGAAGGAGGGGGAGAAACUGGGAGAGUUUCAGCACGAGGGGGAGGCAGGCUGGGUGUACCAGCGUCUGGCUCCAUGACAGCGGCCUGUCGACAGACGUUUCAUCUGUUCUUUCCUGUGAUUAAAAUAAUGUUAUAGCUGAAUCAACAUGUAAAAGUGACACUGUCUUGAAGUUGAACCGUGUUUUUGGUGUCUCAACAUGUCAUCUUCUAGAGUCUGAGCUAAACUGUGUGUGCAGCUAAACAUUUCCAGCUCAAGCUGACUGUAAUGUCCAACGUUUCAUUAUGUGUUGAUGGGAAGAAAAUGCAUUAAGCAGCACAGAAAAGUGAACUGCUCCUGUAAGGUAAUGAUUGACAGCCCAAUACUGUUUAUUGAAGCUCAGUUAACCUUUGGAACAUAUUGUGUUCAUAGGAUCAGCACUUGGGAUUGAACUUCCAGCUACUUAAUAUCUAAACUUUCUCUGUUUUCCCUUUUUUUUAUAAUUCAGGUCUGUAAUUUCCCAUAACUAUCCAGGAAGUGUUGUGCAUCAACCUUAACUUAUCAUUCAAUAACUGUAUUGAAAGUGGAACAUUUGAUUUUCGAUGUGAAAGAGGGGAUGCAUUUGAACCCCGAUAAUCUACACGGUUAUUACUUUAUUGCACUUGCAUGGAAAGAUAUGAUAAUAAUUCACCCCUUUGCCAAGUCUUAUGUUUUGAUAAGCGAUGUAACGUUUAUACUUGUUAUAUAGAAUUGACAGCACUUUUAAUAAUUAUGUAUCAGAUCUAAAAACUCUAGUUUAUCAAUAGAAUACCCACAGUUUAAAUUUUUAUUGACAUAAUAAAAAUAUUUAGAUUAAUGGCGUAUUAGUUCAAUAAGAAGUUGUUUGUCUUAAUUUUUGUAAGUAAAGACAAUUAGAAUAAAGAAUAAAACUGCAAUCUAAAAAAACAUUAAAUAUAUAAUGUUUGCAUUUGUGCCAACUAUUGUCCUGUGCCAUUAAAAAUUAAAUUUGUUUAAAACAUAUAUAUUUCUUUUUUUUUUGGAAAGAUGUAUGUACAUACAUUUUUGCCCACCAGGGGUCAGUAGCACCUCAAAGACAACCAA
Molecule: messenger RNA, 1870 nt
Organism: Oryzias latipes (Japanese medaka)
Lineage: Eukaryota; Metazoa; Chordata; Actinopteri; Beloniformes; Adrianichthyidae
Gene: pnpo
Product: pyridoxamine 5'-phosphate oxidase
Biological process (GO): pyridoxine biosynthetic process; pyridoxal 5'-phosphate biosynthetic process
Molecular function (GO): FMN binding; pyridoxamine phosphate oxidase activity
Source: RefSeq, a predicted model, not a curated record